AUGAGCACCAGCUGCAGCACCAUGCCAGCCUCCGCGGCGAGAUUCGCCGGGAAGAUCAAUAUCCGGAGGAGGCACUGCAAGGUGGAGGCCGUGGCGACGACGUCGGCGAGAGGAGCUCGUCGUGCCUGCUCGGAGGGCAGCGCGAAGGACUACUACAAGGUGCUGUCGCUGGAGCACUCGGCGGCCGUCGGCGCGGAGGAGAUCAGGCGCGCGUACCGGCAGCUGGCGCGGCGCUACCACCCCGACGUGUGCCCGCCGUCGCGCCGCGCCGAGUCCACGGAGCGCUUCCUCGAGCUGCGGCGGGCGUACGAGACGCUCGCCGACCCGGCGCAGAGGGUGCGGUACGACGCCGAGAUGAGGGCCGGCGGGGAGGAGGACGGAGCCGAGCACCGCCUCCUAAUUCCCGUCGGGGGCCUCCGCCACCAGGCCACUUGUGGCACCCACCUCAGUUUCCAGGACGUAUAG
Molecule: messenger RNA, 465 nt
Organism: Panicum virgatum (switchgrass)
Lineage: Eukaryota; Viridiplantae; Streptophyta; Magnoliopsida; Poales; Poaceae
Product: chaperone protein DnaJ-like
Exons: 2
Coding region: 1-465 (154 amino acids)
Cellular component (GO): chloroplast
Source: RefSeq, a predicted model, not a curated record